AUGGAUAGAAUAUUGGCACGCUCUGGUGUUCGGCUGCAGUCAUCACGAGUUCAGAACAACCAGGAUGGAUCGGAUCCUUACGAAUCUUCAAGCUCAUCAUCAUCUUCUGAAGACCGUGGCAGGGAUAUUUUACUGCGACUAUUGCAGCAGAUCGCUGCAUUUCUCGAACGUAAAGAGAUGAUGAGUACUCGCAUCGCUGCGUCAAACGAAUGGAAUCAGAGUCUCAGUCGCCGGCGUUCAAAGAGCAGCAACAACAAUCUGUUUGAAGUAAUAAUUGACGUCUGUGAGCAGUGGAUGAGACGUCUGAAACAUUCCACUCUUGAUGGACGGGAAGACAAAGAUUGGAGCUCGGAAUCUCCACGUCAGUUGGUAGCUGAAGCAAUUAUUCAGGAAUUAUUGGUAAGCUUGAUGAAGCUGCGAAUAGAAGAGAAAGAAAACAUGGUUAUGCAUGAAGUAGAGUGUGUUGAAAUCAUGCGUCAGUUGUAUGGUCAUCUGCAAAAGGAUGAGGAAGUGGUCCGUAGCAAAGUUUGCAUUGCAGCGGGUGACGAACAACAAUUAAACGAAUUGCAGAUAAUGCUACGAAACGAUUUUCUCGAGGAGUUAUCAAAUGUCGAGAGUCCAGAGAGGAAGCAGCAAUUAGAUUCGGCAGAAAACAAUGAGGCUUCGUUGCAAUUUGCGUGGGAGACAAUUGAUGAUCAAAAAAAGGAAAUUAUCCGGCUGCGCGCAGACAAUGAAAGACUUAGAGACAGCAGCUCGUAUGGCAGCACAUCCACACAAUCAUUCUUCCAAGAAAAUUAUAGUGAGGCGAUCAAAGUGUUGCGAUCUCAACUUUCGUCACAUCAAGUUGAGAACCUGAACAUCCUUCACAACUACAUUCAGCGGCUUGAAAAGACACUGCAGAGCGCCUCUACUACUUCGCACACUACACAGCGGGAAGGUGACAACUUGCAUGCAAUAGUGAAUUUAACUCGUAGCAGUGAUACACUGCUAUCUCGCAGUGCCAUUAGCUCUGACUUUUCAAGAACACAAGUGCAUAGCGAAAGAUGUGGUGAAUGUCGAAAAAACUCAGCAUCACUUUUUGCGCUUCGGUCACAAUGCAAACAACUACGUGCACAAGCUGAGAGAGAUGAAGACUCGUUGCUUCAAGCUGAGAAGGAGCGAAAUCAUCAGCAGCAGGAAAAUUCUGCGUUGUCAUCUGCUCUUCUUUUAGCGAAGCAAAAACAAGAAGAAUUACGCCAAACGAUCAUAAAAGUGACGCAAGAAAAGCAUGAUCUUCAAAAUCUGAGCGACUCGGAGCAACGCACUUCCGAGCGUAGCCUUCAGAUGCUUCAAGAACAGCUUAAUAUCAUGCAAGAGCAGAAGGCUUAUGUGAAGCAAAAGUUUGAUGACCUCAAGAGUAAGUAUGAUUUUGAAGUCAGCGAGAAGCUAGCGACUGUACAAAAGUUAAAUGAUCUGCAGGUCACACACUCCAGUACAUUCCAAUCAAUAACGAAGCUGCAGUGUCAAAUAAAAGAUCAGUACGAAGCUGCGCAAAAAUGGGAGGCGCUCGUUAAAGAGCGAGAUGGUGCGCUCAACGACGUUUACGCUACGGUGACUGGGAUGGAGCAUGAAAUCGUGGCACGUACCGCUGAGCUUCAGGAAAAGGGUGUGAUUAUUGCUGAUUUGAGGAUUGAGUUAGGUGACUUACAGCGUCGCCUCGACGCAAUUAAGGAGGAGAAGUGCACAUCAGCAAAUGAAGUUGAGAGACUUCUUGGAUCACUUGAUGAGUGCAAGCGUAAAAACCAACGCCUUGAAAAGGGCUUCGAAGAGCUUCAACAGGGAAAGGAGCUCCUUGCAAGCUUGCAGCAGAUAGAAAGAGAAACGGCGGUAUCGCAAGUUGAUGAAUUGAAACAGACGCGAGAGACAUUGGAUGCAUUGAAAGUAGAACACGUGUCAACACAAUUCGAGUGCACUCGGUUAGGACAAGCGCUGGCAGACGCAAAGGAGGCGAAGUUAGCGUUUGACACUACGCGCAGCUUGGACGUGAAGCGAAUGCAGCAUGAGCUCGACACCGUUAUCAAAAAGUGCGUGAUACAUGAGCAAGAAUUAACGAGGCAGAAAGCUAUACAGAGCAAAUUAACGACUACAAUACAAGAGCAGCGUGCGCGUGCAACAGACUUAUCCAAUGAGCUCGAUCAGUCUAAGACGGAACUGGAGAUGUGGGUAACUAAAUGCGAUUCACUUGAUGAAGACAAUUUUAAAUUGAAAAAUCAGGUGCAGAGUCUACAUGAGGAGCAAUCUGGGCUCAAGGAAAAGAUUGAAAUGCUUAGUUUGGAGUGUGAAACAAAGUGUUUAAAGCUGUAUGAUCAAGAGAACGCGCUAAAGAACGAGAUUUUAAUGAUGACAGAGCGACAUCGAUCAAUGGAGCGAGAACGCCGCAGUCUUGAGAACGAGAAGCGAACACUACUUCAGCUAGUGCAAACGUUGCAAGCUCGUCCAGAGCUGCAACAGCGUGUGUUUAGUGAGAUGCUUAUGACUUGUCAACGAGGAACAGAACGUGUUUUCUAUCAGUUGUCGGAACGACUUGUGAUGACAUUGAAGAAGAUGAGUGCAGCGGAGAAACAAUUAGAGGCUUUACGAUUAUGUCUAGCUGAGCGCAAAGCUUUUUGUGGGUCUGAAAAUGAUGGAGACAAUAUAGCAUCUCCAAAAAUUGUUAUUCACAAAGAGGAUUUUAGCAGCUCCUCGGUAUUUGCACUUUCGAAUUCUCAGCCAACGUGGUUAGAUUCAGUUAUUUCAUCAGAAGAGCCGCAAUUUUUUGAUAUAAGCCAGAGAAUAAUGCCUACCGACACUGCCAUGGUCAGCAAUGAUGAACCAUUUGUAGAUUUAAAGCAAUCGACAACCAUUCAUCUGCUCACCUGGCACAAACUGAUAACAACGAUGACAAAUCGUCGACUCGACAAGCUGCAAAACCUCAGUACUGUUAUGGCACGACGAUUAUCAAAAGAGCUUCUACGAAGCAUACAAGCUCAGUGUUUAGCGAAGUGGAGAUCCCAUGCUCAAGCAUUUCGAUAUUACACAAGGUCAUCUGCUUCGCCAACUUUGGUUUCGGCUUUGGCUAGUUGCAUCCAUCUGAUCCGUUCACUAUGUGAAUCACCGCGCAAGACUUUGGAGGGCGAAGUUAGUGAACAAGCGAAGUAUUCACUUGAUUGUGGAAGUGAUGAAUUGACAAAGUACUUGAUUGAGAUCAAAUUGAAGGUCGGCGGCUGGAAAGUGGCUGCAGAUUGCAGAAUUGCUCAGUAUGCUAAGCAAAGUAAUCAGCUCAAGGUAGUGCAGAGAAAAUGUGCUGACCUCAAGGAUCUCGUUGGCUUAAAUCAGCGUUUGAUUGAGGAAAUGGAACGCCGCACCACCGGCCAACAAAAGUUAGUUGAGGCUGCGUGGACUUUCGCCACAGCCUUUCAGGCUCUUUCACCUUCUGCUCGAGCCAGAGUGUUUCAGUCGCGUGACUUACUUUCUGCUUCUAUGGGUAUUUUACAGGGUCUAAGCUCGUUGGGAAUUUCUUGUUCAGUAAAUAAAUUCAGCCAAACUCUUGGUCCUAAAAUGAUGCAAAGGGCAAAUAAUGAACCAACAAUGCCCAAGAUAGUGACUGUUCUAUCGUCAAGUGCGGCUUCGGGUGUCAAAACUGGCACAGAUAUUGUGAGGAGUGAAAACGAUCGAAAACAGCUCAACAGCUCUAACAUCGAGCUGCUUGAAGAAGCCGUUCUUUCUUUGAAGAGAGCUAUGCAGCAGCAACGUAGUCUUCAAUUGAAACUCAAGGAAAAGAAACGAUUACUUACAAUCACGACAAAAAAACUGCAUGAAUGCACCAUGCAAUUUCUGCUUCUGAGAUCAUUUCUGCAGUGGAAAAGAAAUCAUUAA
Plasmopara halstedii is the source of this 3894-nucleotide messenger RNA. RefSeq lists its product as uncharacterized. The coding region runs from base 1 to 3894 and encodes 1297 amino acids. NCBI's taxonomy places the organism in Eukaryota, Oomycota, Peronosporomycetes, Peronosporales, Peronosporaceae. The transcript is spliced from 3 exons. The record is from RefSeq and is a predicted model, not a curated record.